ACGGGACAGUUGCUUUCUUCAUUGUGUAAUCUAAAUAAUUAAUACGAAGUGGUGUUUUGUGGUUAAUGAUCGCAUUAAGUUAGUCGGAAGACAUUCGCGAGUGUUAUUAUAUUGGAGUAUUCAAUGAACAAAGUGUAUCUGCCUAUUUUCGCUUCGUGCCGGGAAGCCGCUUCAUAACUCAAAAGUUUAUGCGGACUUUUGAGUUAAUUCGUUUGGGGUUCGGAGUAGGAGUCUACUCCGAGGGUGGGGGCUUAGGUUUCAUCAUCAUCACCUUUCAUCAUUUCAUUAAUCAUCAAGAAAAAAAAUACGUCAGACAUGGCUGUAUGGGCAUAGUUCCCUUUGCCUUACCCUUCGGGGAAAACCAAAACAAAAAAAAAAAAAAAAUCGAUUUGUGAUUUGAUUUUUCUUUUAAAAAUACCUAGAUUAGUUUUUGUUUUAGUAAAUAGAGCAUAAGUUAUUAUAAUUUCAUAUCCGUGUUAACGUCUAGUUACUUAGGUAUUAAUUUUAGUUGCAUUAAAAUGAGAUUACCUUUUUAACUACUGUAGAGUACUCAGUGAAAGCGCUAUACAGAAACAAAGUUGUUACCUACUUGUUUAUUAAUGACAAAACAAUAUUCAUUUUAUCAGAUAUUUUUAUAAGAAAUUGGUACAUUUAACAGGAUUAUGCCUUGAGGGCACCGACUGUCAUAAUUUGCGGAUUUUCUAAGAAAUUAAUUAUAGUGUGAACAAUGAACAAACCCAAAGAGAAAUUGUUUAUCAUUUUUAUAAUCGUAACAUUGAUAGUAAGUGUAGUCUAUCUGUACUUAAACCACUUGCAAGAAAAUCACAAAAGUGCUUUGUGGUCAGGUGAAAGAUGUUCCUCUGAGUUGAAGUCUGUGAAGUAUCAAUUAAAUGUGGUAACUGAUUACAAAAAUCGUUUGGACAAGUUGCUGACAGAGACACAGAAGACUCAUGAGGCUGACAAGGCACGGUUCAAAGAUGUUAUGGAGAACUGCAUUGCUAUGAAACAACAGUCUUCUAUAUGCCAGAGCCAGUUCGAAGAUCUACAAAGUGAAUGCAAGAAAGUCAAAGAAGAUUAUGAUAAAUUGAUCAAAGAAUCGGAAAAAAUAAAGUCACCUAGAUAGUUGAA
Molecule: messenger RNA, 1128 nt
Organism: Pectinophora gossypiella (pink bollworm)
Lineage: Eukaryota; Metazoa; Arthropoda; Insecta; Lepidoptera; Gelechiidae
Exons: 3
Coding region: 728-1123 (131 amino acids)
Source: RefSeq, a predicted model, not a curated record